Teleopsis dalmanni is the source of this 1054-nucleotide messenger RNA. Its product is annotated as tRNA N(3)-methylcytidine methyltransferase METTL6-like. Bases 110 to 964 code for a protein of 284 amino acids. The transcript has a single exon. NCBI's taxonomy places the organism in Eukaryota, Metazoa, Arthropoda, Insecta, Diptera, Diopsidae. The record is from RefSeq and is a predicted model, not a curated record.
AACAAAAAUCGUUUCAAGUUUGUAGGUAGGAAUAAUAUUAAAGUAGCCUGGUAUUCGUAGUGCAUCACAAAUUGGGAUAUCCGAACACGUAUUUUGCCCUUUCCAAAAUAUGAAUGAGGAUAAUGAAACUGGACUAAUUAAAGACAUAUUUACAAAUAAUGAGAAGUGUCUUACAGAUGAGGAAAAGCAACGUUUACAUGAGCAAGAUAAACGAUUGGUAUCUGAUUUUAAAGCAAAAGAGUUGGAACUGCAAGCACAAAGGAAUUGGGAUCUUUUCUAUAAAAGGAAUGAAACUAGAUUUUUUAAAGACCGGCGUUGGACGACAAGAGAGUUUACGGAAUUAUUAUGCGACACUGACAGUGGUACUACCACAAAUUCAAAAAAACGAUAUAUGUUGGAAGUAGGCUGUGGGGUUGGUAAUCUUAUAUAUCCUCUAAUCGAGGAUAAAACUCUUGCAAAUAAAUUUUUCUACUACGCUUGCGAUUUUUCACCUCGUGCAAUAGAAUUUGUACGCACGAAUUCAUUAUACGAUGAAAAUUGUAUGAAAGCAUUUCAAUGUGAUAUAACCACUGAAGAACUAUUAGAUACUAUACCAAAAUCUUCGCUAGAUAUUAUCACAAUGGUGUUCGUCUUGUCAGCAAUAAAUCCGAAAAAGUUUCCAAUUGUUGUGAAGAACUUGAGGGAACUAUUGAAACCAAAUGGCAUUGUACUCUUCCGUGAUUACGGUCGAUAUGAUAUGGCACAGUUACGAUUCAAACCAGGGCAUAAAAUUGCAGAAAAUCUUUAUAUGCGACAAGAUGGCACACGUAGUUACUACUUUUCGGAAAGUGAAUUAUCUGAACUGUUUGAAAGCAAUCAAUUUGAAACUAUUUCGAAUUGUUAUGUUCACAGACGAACUUUGAAUUAUAAGGAAGGCAUUGACGUACCUCGAAUUUUCUUGCAAAGUAAAUUUAGAAAAACGUAGCAUUUUGCAUUUUGUUUUGUUUUUUUUUACACAUUACAUGUAUUUAAAUAUAUAUAUGUUUAAUUAGUUACAAUAAACCGUAAUAAUAUA